Molecule: messenger RNA, 2617 nt
Organism: Engraulis encrasicolus (European anchovy)
Lineage: Eukaryota; Metazoa; Chordata; Actinopteri; Clupeiformes; Engraulidae
Gene: cept1b
Product: choline/ethanolamine phosphotransferase 1b
Exons: 10
Coding region: 420-1781 (453 amino acids)
Biological process (GO): phosphatidylethanolamine biosynthetic process
Cellular component (GO): Golgi apparatus; endoplasmic reticulum membrane
Molecular function (GO): ethanolaminephosphotransferase activity; diacylglycerol cholinephosphotransferase activity
Source: RefSeq, a predicted model, not a curated record
CAUCGCCCUCAGGUCUUCAACUGCGACGGAAGUGGCCGGUGUUCUUUGAGCGAAAGUAGCGACUGCUUCAACGGCGAUGUCGAUUUGUUGAUUACAACCUUGGUGCAUGAUUUGGGCUUUUCCAUCAGCCCAUGUCUCAAACCAACCCUGUGGAGUAUACCUGAUCAAGGAAUUACCUUGUCCUCUUUUGCGCUAACCGACUGUCGGAUACUUUUGGACGGUUCUACUGUAUCAUUUUUGUCGGGUGGUCCUCGCCCCAGGGAAGACCCAUCCGGCCCUGCUCUGUCACGUCAGUGUAGGGGUGUGGCAGAAAACUGCGCAAUCAGAAGUGGGAAAACAGGUGGUGUCGAGCCCCAUUGUGGAUCCCCAACUGGAGCAUCGGGAGGUGGCAGGCUCAGGCAGAGCAGCAUAGCAGGGCCAUGAGUGGGCAGCAGGCGGGGGCUGGGGCUGGGGCUGGUGCCGGGGCCGGCUUGCGGAGCCGUCGCGGGCGGGAGGCGGAGCGGGACCGGGAGCCGCCACUCUCAUCGCUGCACCACCACCACCACCACCACCAUUACCAUCACCAGCAGCAGUCAGCGCCUCCGCAGCAGGGCAUGGAUGCCUCGUGCUGGCUGGCCCCCAGUGCCCUGCGUCGGCUGGUGGAGCUGCCGUCUCCACCGCUCUCCCGGCACCAGCUGAAGCGUCUGGAGGAGCACCGCUACAGCAGCUCGGGCCGCUCGCUGCUGGAGCCCCUAAUGCAGCGCUACUGGGAGUGGCUGGUGUGCUGCAUGCCCGCCUGGAUCGCCCCCAACCUCAUCACCAUCGUGGGCCUGGCCACCAACGUCUUCACCACCCUGGUGCUCGUCUACUACUGCCCCACUGCCACAGAACAGGCUCCGCUAUGGGCUUAUCUGCUGUGUGCCGUGGGCCUGUUUGUUUACCAGUCACUGGAUGCCAUUGAUGGGAAGCAGGCCAGGCGCACCAACAGCAGUUCACCACUGGGGGAGCUGUUCGAUCAUGGCUGCGACUCUCUGUCCACAGUGUUCGUGGUCCUGGGCACCAGUAUCGCCGUGCAGCUGGGCACCAACCCUGACUGGAUGUUCUUCUGCUGCUUCGCGGGCAUGUUCAUGUUCUACUGUGCCCACUGGCAAACCUACGUCUCCGGUACCCUACGCUUUGGCAUAUUUGAUAUAACAGAGGCACAGAUCUGUCUAGCCCUGUUGCAGAUGCUCACGGCCAUUGUUGGCCCCAUGUUUUGGAACGUCACGAUUCCUUUAAUUAACAUUCAAAUGAAAAUAGUUCCUGCCAUAUGCACAUUUGUAGGGGUUAUCUUUUCCUGUACCAAUUACUUCCGGGUUAUAUUCACCGGGGGCGUGGGCAAAAAUGGAUCCACAAUAGCGGGAACCAGUGUCCUCUCCCCAGUCCUUCACAUAGGUUCUGUAAUAAUCUUGGCUAUGAUGAUAUAUAAAAAGUCAGCUAUUCAACUCUUUGAAAAACACCCGUGUCUUUACAUAUUGGCAUUUGGGUUUGUGUCUGCCAAGAUCACUAACAAAUUAGUGGUUGCUCAUAUGACAAAAAGUGAAAUGCACCUUCAUGAUGUUGCGUUUCUUGGCCCUGGGCUUCUGUUCUUGGACCAGUAUUUCAACAGUUUUAUUGAUGAAUACCUGGUGUUGUGGAUUGCCCUGGUUCUCUCCUUCUUUGAUCUGUUGCGUUACUGUGUCAGUGUUUGCAAUCAGAUUGCCUCCCACCUCCACAUUUUCGUCUUCAAGAUAAAACCACUGACCACUUCACCCAUCCAGUGAGAACUCUGCUUCCAGUUAUCUGAUGAUCCCCCCGCCCCCCUUUCUGUUGCUCUGUUUUCCUUCGUUAUGAUUCAGGACAGGGUAGAAUAGGCACACUUAAUGCAAAUUAAUGAAUGAUGAUGAUGAAGAAGAUUUAUUUCCCAGGAGGAAUAUGUUAGAUUGUAUAAUUUAUUUCUUCCAUCACUGUUACGUGCAAUCUGUGUUACUGAGUUGUCAUCUCCUCACGUGUAUAUCGCACACAAAAAACACACACACAAUAUUAUCUAAACACAGAUGUAAUUUCAACAUAUGUGCCCUUUAGACUUUUUUGCGCAGCAGCCUGAAUGCAAGCAAUGAUGGAAAUGUACGUUCAUAGGAAGGAUGUGGCUGAGCUAGGUGCUAAAUUUUAUUCAUUUUCUAAACGUAAUCUGCUUGUCAUUGACUGACUAGGACUAUGAAAGUGGUGUUUUAAAGCAGACACCUUCACUAUGUCGGAAUGGUUAAUGUACUAAUAGCUAUGGCAUGUCAUGUCAGCUAAACAACUGUCACAGAAUGCCACAGUCUAUGUAAUUAGCUGUUCUCAUAUCAGCGUCAUUUACUUAUAUACUCAAAAGCUGUAAAUUGAUUUUCCCCCCACUGUUGAUGAACAGAAUGUCACGUGACAGAUUUGAUUCUCUAUCUCUCAAGUUGAUUUUUUUUAAUACCUGGUAGCAUCUGUUUACUUUGUGAAUUUCAAUUCACUUCAUAAAUGUUACUUUCCAAAUUCAUUUUCAAAGCUGUUGUAAGGCACCUACAUAUACCGUUCCUGCAUGGAUUUGUUUUUUUGUAUUUUGGUUUUCAAAUGCUGUACGUGUAGU